Messenger RNA from Hypoxylon trugodes, 3751 nucleotides. RefSeq lists its product as uncharacterized. The transcript is spliced from 2 exons. The coding region runs from base 664 to 3660 and encodes 998 amino acids. NCBI's taxonomy places the organism in Eukaryota, Fungi, Ascomycota, Sordariomycetes, Xylariales, Hypoxylaceae. The record is from RefSeq and is a predicted model, not a curated record.
UGGUUGAUCGUUAUGUAACCUGCACUACGGCGGUAUGUACGAGUAAACCCAAUAUUUCCACUAUAGAUGCAGGUAUUAUGCCAAUUAUCCAGGCAAUACAGGCAAUCGUUAUCCCGACCGACUGGAAUUAGACUGCAUUGUUAGUUUUCUGUAUCUCUCUUAUCUUUUUAAGAUUUUAACAAACAUUAUUUCGAUUUUUACCUCCUCGUCGCAAAGAAUUCGUUAAACUUCUUUUCUCUCUCGUACAUACAUUUUUAUUUUUACCGUAUUACCGUGUUGUAACAUCGAAUAUAUCGAGUAUCGAUCCAUUACGCAAUAUCCUGGCACGGUACCUAUACUGGCCCCCUCUUAUACCCUUUUGCCGCUCCCGCGCGUUUUCAGUUUAUCAAUUUAUGACAGCGAUUCGCUUCGCCCGCAUCAGGUCGCUAAUCACCUGCCAAUUCUCGUGAUAAUCCUUCUAUACAUCAUUUACAUCCGCGGACCCCCGAAGUCGAUACACACGCCGAUACCUAAUCGCAUUCAAUACCUAUUCUUAAUUGUGUCGUCCUUGACUCAAUAGAUUCCCCUCCCGCCUUUUGUCGAAUUUCGAAAUCGAUUUCCCCGACUCGAGUAGUUCCUAUUAGAUGUCGCAAUAGAACUCAAGAUACUUCCCGAUUUGCUACCAUGAAUGAAGGGACAUAUAAUAAUGUUGUUCGGAGCAAUAGCCCGUUCUCUCCAAUGACACCUUCUACCCCGGGCACCUACAAGGCGAACGUAAACCGAACCAAGACAAGAAAAUGGGUUGAGGCUAAGGUCCAAAAUUACGAUGGCGAUGAUUGGGGAAAUGAGUAUGAGGACGAGUACGACUACGAAGAGCCCGAGCCCGAGCCCGAACCGCAACCGUCGAGAGUUGCUGCGUUACGACAACAGGCGAUUCCCUCUCAACAGUCAAGAGCUUUCUCUCAGCCUUCAACCAUUCCUGAGUCCAAUCAGGCCGGUCCGUCCGGAAUGAGAAGUCCCAGCGGCCCACCAUCGUUGCAUAUACAAACUGGAGGGGACUCAAAAUCUCGUUUACCUAGUGCUACAUCGUCCAUGCCGAGCCAAUCUCGCUUUCCUCCCCGUGAGAGCAGCGCAACCCGCCAGGGCACUUUUGGACCUAGUGAUACUGGCGCGCCUGGUUCGAAUCCGCGGUUAGGAUCCGGUCCAAGCUCUCAGACGUGGCCGGCACAAAGAGCGGCUUCCCCUACUAAGCCGGCGGGUUUCGUUAGGCCGGCGGAUAUCUACAGUCGAAUAGGAGAGGAAAGAGAAAAAGAUCGAAGAUCGACAGAGCUGGGUAGACCUAGUGUGGAAGGCGGUGCUCCGGUCGAACAACGAAAAAACGAACAAUCAAGCACCCAGAAUGCGGCUCUUGGUGGAACUGAGUUAGGUCAAGGACGUGCGAACCAGUCUCGCCUAUCAACUAGUCCGAAAUUGCCCGAUCUAGCACGUAUGUCUGGAUUUGGUGAUGAUUUCUUUUCUCCACCGGGAGGGAAUGGCCCCCCCGCGCGAUCUGGCCUAUCUUCGGUUUUGGAUAGCCAACGGGCUGGUGACGCGGGCGCGAGACCUGGUUCGUUAGCUGGGUCGGGCGGUGGCCCGCGUGGCUCUAUAGGGUUUUCUGGGGGGAAACAACCUUCUAGCACGUUGGAAGGACCAAAACUCGAACCUAACCCUAGAAUUAUUAUGCCACCGGUGGGUGAUGAUCUAGAUCCGAAGAAAGAAGAUGCUGCAGGUACAUCUCAGCAACCCACACAAACCAGGCCCCAACUUCCUGGGACUUGGGUAUCAGAAACUGUUAAUGCCGAUUCCGAAGGUCCAACGGCUGCAGGAAAGGUCGAGGGGCCCGAAUCGGCCUCUUUGGGCAGCACUGGAAACACUGAUGUGUCUCCAAUAAACAAGAGACACGCGGAGCCCGCUGAUCUUGAGCCAACCACUACCGUUAAACAACUGCCGUCGAUUCACGGCAACUCAGAAGCGGCGGCGAAGGAAGACGCGCGUAAAUCGGACGAAAAUGGGUUCAACAGCCCUACUGGGAAGCAUGACGACACAGUAGCUUCGAAAGUGAUUGCUGCCGGACCUGGCUAUCACCCGACGCGACAAUCUCUUCCGCCUCUGAAGACCGACAAUCCUCUUGCUGCUUCGAAUGCCGCGCAAAAACACGAACAACCACCUGACGGAACCGAUAUGGCACCACCGUCCUCGAACUUCAAAGAUUCCCCAUCCCAAUUAUCAUUUACUCAACAGAGCGCGGUAACUACGGGGUCGGGCUUCACCCCUACGGCACCCUUAAAUCCACGUCGAUCCAUCGCCGCUCCCGCAGAUCUCACAACACCGGUGGUACAAGAACGGAAGUCUACGAUGAGCACAGUGGAUACGGCAUCGCCAGAAAAGGAGAGCGACAAGUUGAGAGAGGAGAUAAUCAAGUCUUUAAGUGCAAGCCCAUCCACAACGCCCGACGCGAGUGUCAUCCUGGGUACAUCCAACGCUAGCAGUGAUCCAACACCAGGCGCGUUAACUAGAGAAAGCACAUACUUAUCAGGUGUUUACGACGAUUACUUGACACCUAUAGAGGAAAAGUCUCUUCAAGAAACAGGCCAAAUCCUCAAGAAAGGACCUACAGUGCCUGUUUACGGGACUGGCGAAGCUGAGACUUCAUCUGGUCCUAUCGCCGAAGAAAACUCUUUCCCUGACAUCGCUCCGUUGAGCCCACACAGAAGUCCAAAGCAGGAGAGUGCGCACCUGCCGAAGCGAUUUUCGUGGGAGGCCGGUCCCGAGAAAGGUAAACAAGGUGCUACCCAAAUUAAACAAAAUCCAUCAACGCCACCUCACGACACUACGAACGCGCCCGCUGCGGCAACUAUUCCUAGCGGUUUACAGCCCCAGCCCGAGAGUAACCAAGUUCCUGGAGCCCAGCCGUUGACCAUGCCUGAUCCUAUAUCUCCCGCUUCGUUAAUCUCAGAUAGAAGCCCCAGGUCUCCGACGGCGACUCGCGAGGUGUCACGUUUGUCCUUUGCAGACGAGAAGGAAAAAGUACUCAUUCAGUCAUCACCUGAUACAACAACUGAGCAUCCUGCUUUGGCCAACCCCAUAGAAAUGCUGCCUGCUCCAUCGCCUACUACACAACCUAUUCCAACAGGCCGACCAGGAUCACAGGCAAAAGUCAUGGCCUUCAGAGAUAUACUCAACAUCGUAUCGAUUGAACAGAGAAUCCAGAAGUUCGAUGAAACACGAACCCAAUUCUACUCGAUGGAAUCGGGCCUAUCGAAUUGGAUUGCAUACAUGAAGAACCAACCCGAGCAUGGGGGUGCGGCUAUACCUAUAGACGGACAGCCUGUGCUGGCUCAGGGGCAAGCAUCUCAACCUGGUGUUCAAUCAUCAACUCAACAACCAUACUACCAGCAAUACCUCAAUGCUAGCAGUCCUGCCGUGCAACCAGCGCAACCUGGAAGGUCAUCUACUGGCAACUUGCAGCACAUGUUUACAGGACAACCUACGAGUAGUUUCGGUUCAAGUAACCAAGUUGGAGCCAAGAGUAAAGAAUUCCUUCAAGCUGCUGGAGCGUUUGGCAACAAGGGUAUGAAAUCCGGUAUGAAGCUAUUCAAUAAGGGAAAGAAUAAGCUUCGUGGUGAUAAAGCCUUUUUCUAAUACUUCACUUCUAUUCUGUUCCAUGUUUUUUUCUACGUAUUGGCUGGGGAAGGUGGCAUAAGAUGGCGACAAUGCAUUUGCUCUAGGAUGA